AUGGCGACCAGCUGCUAUUUUCCAAGCUGCGUUUCUGUUUCCUCUCAUAACCCCUCGUUGACGCACCAUCAUCAGCUUCUGCAGCCAUCUCUUCCCAGACAUCUCCACAUAAGCGCUUCCGCAACUAAGAAGCCCAGGAGAAGUAGAAAGCUAAAAAGCGAUGCGGAGCUGUGCAACGAAAUCCGGGAAUUCGUCGCCGCAGUUGGACUUCCGGAGGAUCACGUUCCGUCAACCAAGGAGCUUCUGCAACACGGAAGGAAUGACCUAGCUAACAUUGUCAGACGGAGAGGAUAUAAACUGCUUCGAGAGCUUCUGACAAGCUCAUUAAAUUCAGACAUUGGUGUAUUCCACACAGAUCUAGACUUGGACGGAAAUCUGGGAGGAUCAGAUGAUUGCAAAGAUCUUUUAACAGAAAUUGACCCAAGUGAGCUCCAACAUCAUGCUGAUAAGGUAAACCAUUUGGCCGAGGGAUUUGGCCACUCAACUGAAGCAUCUAUUGCGGAUGAUGGUUGCAGUAGUUCAAGAAAAGGUCCUGAUCCCAACUUUAAUAACGAAAAUCCAAUAGCUGCAGAGGCUUCUGGAAGAUCAUCUAUUGAGGAAAAGUUGUCCCGGGAUUUGGGAUAUGUUGAUGAUAUGAUGAGCGAAAUGACUGCAGAUGCAUUGUCAUCCACAAUUCGCUUAACAGAAAGCCAGUCCAGCACUUCUGCUUCUGAUUCAGAUCUUGCCACUCAGGACUGGCAUAAAUUGGGAGAUCCAGAUGAUACCAAUAAUGAUGUUGCUGAAAAUGUACCCUCAAGCACUGAUAUGGCAGAUAUAUCUGGAGGCAUAGAAAUUGAUUCUUUAGUUCACUCUGCUAGUAAUAGUUGCAUAAACAUAAACUCUCCAUCCAAUUUGUCUUUAGAGGAGAAGGUUGCAAAAUUUAUACAUAGUGGAGAUUUAGAUGCAGUUGAAGGUCAUGCCUUUGGCAUAUUAAAAGGAAAUGACCAGGAGGACAAUGAAGAGGAUAUUGAAUCGGGUUCUGCUGUGGAGAUGACGAAGCUUUCUAAACAUGAACCUAAAGAAAACACUUCUACGGCAUUUUAUGGAUGCUCAUCAACGUCCAAGCAAGUUGUUCCAUCUGCAACAACAAAUCACCUGGUUUGGGAGGACCAUUGUCAAGACGAGGAUCAAACUAAUCAUGUGGACAAAGAUUUUGAUGCUGAGGCUACUAAAAGGCAUAAUCAAAAUGAGAUAAAUAAUCUCAAAUUCAUGCUGUAUCAGAAGGAGUUAGAACUGUCUCAGCUGAAGGAACAGAUUGAGAAGGAAAAGGUGGAUUUUUUCUCUUCUUUUCUCCCCAUAUAUAAGUUUAUACUCUGCUUGUUAACCAACCCCUUAUGCAAAAUUGUUCUUGCAUUCAGCUAG
Molecule: messenger RNA, 1401 nt
Organism: Neltuma alba
Lineage: Eukaryota; Viridiplantae; Streptophyta; Magnoliopsida; Fabales; Fabaceae
Product: protein PTST homolog 3, chloroplastic
Exons: 8
Coding region: 1-1401 (466 amino acids)
Source: RefSeq, a predicted model, not a curated record